AUGUCCAUGAGGUUCUCCGUCGUCUGCUUCAUCGUCUCCACCACUGGAUCGAGCUCGGGGAGCAACGCCGGUGUCGCCCUCAUCAUUUGUCUUCGCCACGGCUAUCGCGUCCUCAUCGUCGAUCCGCUUCUUGUCGUCCACCCCGGCCCCGUACGAGCUCGCCAUCAGCCGUCCCGCGACCUCGAGACCGAUGCUGAUGCCCCUGAGUACGACUACGUCAACGACGACCCCUCCUUGCCAGAGAAACCAGAUGUCGGAUCCCAGGAGCCAGAUGCCACCAUCGAUGCCUACUACUACGUGGAGACCGCGGACGACCAGGAGUAG
This is a messenger RNA of Triticum turgidum subsp. durum (durum wheat), 324 nucleotides long. Lineage: Eukaryota; Viridiplantae; Streptophyta; Magnoliopsida; Poales; Poaceae. The record is from the annotation of a GenBank genome assembly.